UUGCCCUGCUUCCCGCAAAGCUUCUGGAUCAACAGAGACGGAAGCACCAGAGUAGUUAGUCACCGGUCAGCAGAAGGGCUCGGUCCGUCAGUCAGUGUAGCUAGUUAACAUACGAAGAGGUGAAUUAACAAGUCGUCGAAACCGAGGUGGUUGUGAAAGCUGGAGCCGAGCCGCGCAGCUGUGGAGAGCAGCUGCCCGCAGAUCAGUGAGGUUAGCCGGGACAGAGCUAACAGACAUAGCGGUGCAGGAGACGGUCUCUGUUUGGACUGUUUUAAGUUAUUAAGACUCGAAACUACACAAGGACCUCAAGAAACUUCUGAGACGACAGGAGAGAGCGAGUAUGCGGCUGGAGUCAAGGGUUUUGUAGGAUGAAGAGCCCGGCGCACCGCACCAGGGACAUCGAGCGGCAAGCCGGCUACUUGAAGCCCGAGCACUGCGCCCCUCCUCCGCCUCGCACUGGCUCUGACACCAUGUGGUUCAUCCGCGACGGCUGCGGCAUCGUGUGCGGCGUCAUCACCUGGCUCCUGGUCUUCUACGCCGAGUUUGUGGUGGUGUUUGUGAUGCUACUGCCCGCCAAAAACAUCGCCUACAGCCUCUUCAACGGGGUGCUGUUCAACGGCCUCGCUUUCCUCGCCCUUGCCUCUCAUGCCAAGGCGAUGUGCACAGACCCUGGAGCUGUGCCGAAAGGAAAUGCCACCAAAGAGUUCAUUGAAAGCCUGCAGCUAAAACCAGGACAGGUGGUGUACAAAUGUCCCAAGUGCUGCAGCAUCAAGCCCGACAGAGCUCACCACUGCAGUGUGUGUAAACGCUGCAUCAAAAAGAUGGACCACCACUGUCCCUGGGUGAACAACUGUGUGGGAGAGAACAACCAGAAAUACUUUGUGCUUUUCACAAUGUAUAUUGCACUUAUAUCCUUCCAUGCUCUCAUCAUGGCAGCAUUCCACUUUGUUCUCUGCUUUGAAGAAGACUGGACAAAGUGCAGUAACUUCUCCCCACCAGCAACAGUAAUCCUCCUCAUCCUCCUCUGCUUCGAGGGUCUCCUCUUUCUAAUCUUCACGGCAGUCAUGUUUGGGACUCAGGUCCACUCCAUCUGUACUGACGAGACGGGUAUCGAACAACUUAAAAAGGAGGAGAGACGCUGGGCCAAGAAGUCCAAAUGGAUGAACAUGAAGGUGGUGUUUGGCCAUCCGUUCUCUAUAGCCUGGCUCAGCCCCUUUGCAGCCCCUGACCACGGCAAGGCAGACGUGUACCAGUACAUUGUGUGAAUGCUGCAAACUGAGCUGUGGACUCAAACUGGACCUCAAUGAGCAUGAACUCCUUCUGACCACUUUCACGUAUUCUUGUCUUUUUUUUCUGACUGAUAUUUCAGGAUGUUUUUCUGUUAGCCUCCACGUUGUCAAAACAUUUAUUUUUUAAAAAACUUAUCUCCUUUUUCAUUUUAUCAUUUCUGUCUUGGGCCUGACUGAGACUAAAGAGCUCCAGCUGUACAGAAAAGCCACAAGGACAAGAAAACAAACCAAGCAAAAAGAUUUGACAUGAAGCGCUUGAUAAACAUUGGAGAAACGACACCAAGACAAUGAUUUCUACCUUCUUUGGAGUAACAUUUCCUGCAGUUUUGUCCCAUCAUGUCCUGCUUCCACAAUCACAAUGUGAUGCCAAAACUGCAGACCUGAAUGUUUUCGCCCAAAGCAGUGCAGUCCAGGUGCCAAAUCUGACUCUGGGGUUAUGUCUUCCUGUAAACAUUGUAACAGGACAACCUGCCAAAUCCUUUAUUUGCUUUAUUUCUCUUGCGGCAGUAGUCUUUUGCUGAGGAUGAGUUGCCUUAGAGAGCGGUGCAUGAGAGAGCGAUGGUGUGAUUGCCUUAAUUUGGCUGUCUGGGUGACAUAAAAUCACAUUUGAUUUGAGAUUAUGUUAAAUAAGUUUGUAGUUUGAUGCUAGAACACUGUGAAAGACAGUCAGAGGUGGUAGAGAGAGCAGAGGCUGGUGGAGGUUUUAAUCCUUAAGAUUUAAGUCAACACAAAAGUCAGAUUUUCUCACUCAAAAUGUUUACAUGCGUAGUAAAGUGGAGCUACAGUUUUAGCUCGAUUAGAUGAUUUAGCUGGACCACUGUCCUAGUAUACAUGCACAGCAGCAAAAUCAAUUCAUUGAUGAGAGCAUGUCCAGUAGGUUGCAAUUGCUCUUCUUCUUGUCAACUCAACAAGUUAGCAAACAGCUAACCAGUUGAUUUGUUUUUUUGUUUUUUUUUGCUUCACUUCAGGCACAAAUGAGAUAAACACUACUCCUCUCUCAUAUCUGAAGGCGGACGAUGAUGCAACUUCUUUGAAUGCUGAGGAUUUUGGCUGUUCAUCUUCUAGGUUGUAGCCAGCAAAAAAAUAAUGUCAAAUACUUUGACACUACAUAUUUUUAUAGGCUACAAUCUCCAUUGUAUCUUCACUGCUUUAGAAAUCAACAUCUAUUUCAUACCACUCAGAGGCUGAGAAGAAUCAAUCAGUUAAUUGUAUUUAAACUCCUGCACAUUUCUAGACUCAUAUGAAAAUUUGCAAACAUAUGUGCAGCUUAGAUGGUGCUUAGAGCUCCUGAUAAUGUGCCUAGGACUUCUAUUUAUAUUGCUGUAGUAUUGAAACAAGUGUUCGUUCUCUUUGAUAACAUCUUAUCUAACUCUAAAAUUCUACUAUCAUGAGAACUCUACAAGAAAUAGACUAGUGUAGAGCAGUAACACCUACUCUAAAUCUGUUGACACUAAAAAAAACUCAUAGUUGAGUCUAAAUCUGUGGUUGAAACCAUAAAAAUCUCAAGGAUUUCAACUUUGUCUGACCCUUUGCUGGGAAUCUAACUCCUGUUUUUGGCAAGAUCGUAAGUGACGUGAGUUUCAUUAUGAAUGAGAUAGCUUUGACAAGUGUCCUCCUAAUUAUUUAACAUCUCUUUGUGCUGUAAAUCUAACCAGCAUCUUUGCUCUAACUACUUCUUUCACCAUCACCAGCUCAAAUGACAUCAGGGAAUAAAGCAAUAGACAUUGCUCUGAGAAUGCACUGAACCUUAGUGUUAUUCACUCGCUUAUUGUUUAUAAUCAUGAGCCUGAACUGGCGGAUAAAGCCAACCGGGUUAAGGAUAAUAACAUUUAUCAUGUUUGUCACAUAGAACAUGUGAAUGAGGGCCUAAAGAGCACACUUUAAAUUCAUGUUUCAUUUGUAAGCAGAGCAAGACUACUCAGUGUGAAUAAAAGAGUUUGUGUUAGUUGAAUUUCAUGCAGAUUGGAAAUAUUCCUCUUCAAAGCAUUUAACCCUAGAAAUGCCUUUGCCCAAUAAUGUUCAAAAGCCUUAUUUUACUAUUAAUCAUGCUUUUAAAACACUAAAAGGACAUAAUGACCGUACAUGUUGCCAAACUUAUUACUUGAUGAAAGCUGGGAUUUUAUUGAUUAUGGUCAAGAGACUUUUUGUUAAGCAUGUCAAAAUCACUGUAGUUUUUAAAAAUUGUAAUAACAUUACCACCACAGGGAGAUGCAACACUUGCUUUUCCGUUUACACAGCCAGCACACUAGCUUUCUUUUUCUUGAACUGUUUCUUUUGUUGUUUGUGGUCAGGUACUACUUACUGAGGACCACAUGAUGUGUUUUUGUUUGUUUUCAACUGUGAUAUUUCUUUAAAAGGAAUGACAUUAAACAAUAUGUAUAUGAA
Messenger RNA from Cheilinus undulatus (humphead wrasse), 3674 nucleotides. RefSeq names its product zinc finger DHHC-type palmitoyltransferase 3b (gene zdhhc3b). NCBI's taxonomy places the organism in Eukaryota, Metazoa, Chordata, Actinopteri, Labriformes, Labridae. Gene Ontology annotation, cellular component: Golgi apparatus; endoplasmic reticulum. Gene Ontology annotation, molecular function: protein-cysteine S-palmitoyltransferase activity. The record is from RefSeq and is a predicted model, not a curated record. The transcript is spliced from 7 exons. Bases 369 to 1265 code for a protein of 298 amino acids. Gene Ontology annotation, biological process: peptidyl-L-cysteine S-palmitoylation; protein targeting to membrane.